AGCUUAACCAUCAGUUUCACUUUCAACCAACCUGAACCAGUACACACCGAACCUUCUAUCAAUUCACUAUGAAGGCCAUUUUCGUUCUCGCCGCCCUGGUGGCAGUCGCCACUGCCUCCUUCAUCCCUGCCCCAGUGCCAACCCGAGGCCUCAAGGAUGAUCUGCAAGACUUCGUCAACCUGCUGCCAGUGGACAAGCUCACUGACCUCGUGGUGCGGUACUUCACCACCGACAAGGAAUUCCAGGAAGCCUUCGCCUAUCUGCAGGGAGAGGAGUUCGCCGCCGUUUGGGAUCAGUUUUUCGCCCUGAAGGAGGUCAAGGAUGUGCUGAACUACCUGGAGGGUGCCGGUCUGGAGGUAUACGAACUUCUGAAUCAGGUUGCCGAUUUCCUGGGGGUGAGCCAUGUUAAGCCAACGCGUGGAGUCAAGAGCUUGAAAGCUGGAGGAUUGAGCGCAUUUGUUGAUGAGGCCCUUGCUCUGCUGCCCCUGAAGGAACUGAAGGCUCUGUAUGAAGAGAAGCUGAAGACCAGCCCCGAAUUCAAGGCUUUCUUCGACAAGCUGUUCAGUGCUGAUUUCCAGAAGUUGGUCGAUUUCUACCAGAACUCCAAGGAAGCUCAGGCCAUGGUUCAGAAGUUGCGCGAGCAUGGAGUUGAUGUCGACAAAUUCUUUGAGCUGGUCGCUGGAUUCUUCGGAUGGGGUUUCUAAGUUAAACUUGUGAUAUUACCUGUUAGAACAAAAUAGUGAACUUUUUGAAUAAAAUGUGCCGUUAUUAAAAAUUCUUCAAACAAACA
Messenger RNA from Aedes albopictus (Asian tiger mosquito), 790 nucleotides. RefSeq names its product protein G12-like. Bases 69 to 704 code for a protein of 211 amino acids. NCBI's taxonomy places the organism in Eukaryota, Metazoa, Arthropoda, Insecta, Diptera, Culicidae. The transcript has 3 exons. The record is from RefSeq and is a predicted model, not a curated record.